Salvia miltiorrhiza (redroot sage) is the source of this 1345-nucleotide messenger RNA. RefSeq names its product MADS-box protein SOC1-like. The coding region runs from base 575 to 1201 and encodes 208 amino acids. The transcript has 7 exons. Gene Ontology annotation, biological process: positive regulation of transcription by RNA polymerase II. Gene Ontology annotation, molecular function: DNA-binding transcription factor activity, RNA polymerase II-specific; RNA polymerase II cis-regulatory region sequence-specific DNA binding; protein dimerization activity. Gene Ontology annotation, cellular component: nucleus. The record is from RefSeq and is a predicted model, not a curated record. Lineage: Eukaryota; Viridiplantae; Streptophyta; Magnoliopsida; Lamiales; Lamiaceae.
GACAUUAAUAUCGGUAGGGUUUCCACUUACAACAAUCUUUAUCUCUCCGUAUGGAUCAUGUUGGGUUGUCUAUAUCAAGUGCUUUCGGUGAAUUACCAAAACAAGAAAAAUGCGAUGUAUGUCAACUCUCUCUAAACCAUUAUUUAUUUCUUCUCGAUCUAGCUGAAGCUUCAAACUUCUUAAACUGAUAAAUUAUGGAGGCCAAGAAUUAGCCAAUCAAAACCCUGCCAGCCUGAAAAUUUGCAAAUCUAGGGUUUUCUGUCAAUUCCUCUUAUAUUCCUUUUGCAAUCCCUGUCCCCUUUUUCCUAUCCAUAAGGUUUCAGAUCUGAGAAACCCACAAAAAGUUUUGUCCAAAUUAAUCUACUAUUUCUAGAGUCAAUCUGCAGCCAAAAUCCCUUGCUAUUUUGGGAAACCAUCUUAGGUUUCCAAGUUUCUUGAUUUGGUUCAUUACUGUACCGCACCUUUUCUUUAACCCCUUUUUCAGUAAUUACAAAUCAUCAUAUAUUUUUCUUAAUUUCAAUCCCUUUAUCUCCGGCCCCUUCCCCCUAGCUAACAAAAAAAAAAUAAUAAAAAAAUGGUGAGGGGGAAAACUGAGAUGAAAAGGAUAGAAAAUGCGACAAGUAGGCAGGUGACAUUCUCGAAGCGGAGAAGUGGGCUGCUCAAAAAGGCUUUCGAGCUCUCAGUUCUUUGCGACGCUCAAGUUGCUCUCAUCAUCUUCUCUGCCAAAGGCAAACUCUACGAGUUCUCCACUUCCAGUGUGAUCACUGACACAAUAGAAAGGUAUCAGAAAAUUACGAAGGCUCGAGCAACUGAGAGAAACACUGUAGAAGAAGACAUGCAGUGUUUCAAAGACGAAGCAAGUGGCCUGCACAAGAAGAUUGAGGUCCUUGAAGAUUGUAAGAGAAAAUUGUUGGGAGAGAACAUUGAUUCUUGCUCUUUUAGUGAAGUAGAAGAGCUCGAACAUAAGUUGGAACGAAGUUUGAGCAACAUCCGGGACAGAAAGAAUACGGUAUUCAAAGAGCAAAUUGAUCUGCUGAAGGAACAGGAGAAGCAUCUAAUGAAAGAACAUCUACAGUUGAGAAAGAAAUGCGAAACACUGAAGCUGCAAUUGUCACCUAUUGUUCAACCGAAGGCACAAACUGUCGAAGUGGAGACAGCGUUGUACAUAGGACUCUCCAAAGCUCAAAAGCCCAACAUUUAGGUUUCAUGACCAAUGAGUGAAGAGUGUGUAUCAAUUUUUUUUUUCUUACAGAAAUAAAAUCUUGCUUAUCGAUUAAUGUAAAAUCUGAGCCGUGUAUAUUGUGGGUAAUGAUCUAAUUAAUGAAAAUGCUACAGAUAAUCAAUA